Messenger RNA from Talaromyces rugulosus, 855 nucleotides. RefSeq lists its product as uncharacterized. The record is from RefSeq and is a predicted model, not a curated record. Gene Ontology annotation, biological process: dephosphorylation. Lineage: Eukaryota; Fungi; Ascomycota; Eurotiomycetes; Eurotiales; Trichocomaceae. The transcript has a single exon. Gene Ontology annotation, molecular function: phosphoprotein phosphatase activity. The coding region runs from base 1 to 855 and encodes 284 amino acids.
AUGACUUCGAUAUCAUCACUGCCAGCCCAUGCGGCGUCAAAUUCUGCCCCGUCUCCUCCUUUUGUUCAUGUCGAUGGCAUACCCAAUUUCCGCGACAUAGGGGGCUACUCGAUCACGGACUCGUCUUCAACGCGACGAGGCUUCAUUUUCCGCUCGGCUUUGCCCACUCGUGUCACAGCCGACGGCAUCAAAACCCUCGCCCAGGACUUGGGCGUACAUACAAUCUACGACCUUCGGUCAAAUGUCGAGUUGCGCAAGGAUAAUGCACCUAGCCUGCUCACGUCAGCUGAAGGCAUCACUGUGCUACAUAGACCAGUCUUCCCCGAGACAGACGCGAGCCCGAGAGCACUGGCCAAAAGGUGGGCAAAUUACAUGUCGGACAAUGGUACCGAAGGCUUUGUCGCUGCAUAUGCCGAAAUCCUUCGGGAAGGUGCGGGUGCGUACAAGGUGAUUUUCGAGCAUGUGCGCGACCACCCCCAGAAGCCUCUUUUGCUCCAUUGUACGGCUGGAAAGGACCGUACGGGUGUCAUUGUGGCGCUCCUGCUGCUGGUAGCUGGAGUGAAGGAAUAUGAUGUUGUUGGAGACGAGUAUGCUCUUACAGAAACAGCGUUUGAUCCAAAGAUAAGGGCUGCACUUGCUGAGAAAACACUCAAGGAAAUGGGACCCAAUGCAGAUGAAGCUGGAGUAAAGCGGAUGUUUUCGGCUCAAAAGGAGAAUAUAAUCGCCACGUUAGAACUCAUUGACAAGAACUAUGGCGGUGGAGAGGGGUAUCUGAAGACAGCCCUCGGGUUUGAAGACACAGACAUCGAGCUUAUCCGGAAGAACCUCACGGCUGGAGAGAAGGGUAUAUUUUAG